Messenger RNA from Colius striatus (speckled mousebird), 575 nucleotides. RefSeq names its product biogenesis of lysosomal organelles complex 1 subunit 1 (gene BLOC1S1). Gene Ontology annotation, cellular component: BLOC-1 complex. The record is from RefSeq and is a predicted model, not a curated record. The coding region runs from base 18 to 395 and encodes 125 amino acids. NCBI's taxonomy places the organism in Eukaryota, Metazoa, Chordata, Aves, Coliiformes, Coliidae. Gene Ontology annotation, biological process: endosomal transport. The transcript has 4 exons.
CACGUGCCGCGGGCGCCAUGCUGUCGCGGCUGCUGAAGGAGCACCAGGCGCGGCAGGGCGAGCGGCGCGAGCUGCAGGAGCGGCGGCGCAGAGAUGCCAUCGCCGCGGCCACCCGCCUGACCGAGGCCCUGGUCGACCACCUCAACGUGGGUGUGGCCCAGGCCUACGUCAACCAGCGCAAGUUGGACCACGAAGUGAAGACGCUGCAGGUGCAGGCAGCCCAGUUUGCCAAGCAGACGGGGCAGUGGAUCACCAUGGUGGAGAACUUCAACCAGGCCCUCAAGGAGAUCGGUGACGUGGAGAACUGGGCGCGCAGCAUUGAACUGGACAUGCGAACCAUCGCCACGGCGCUCGAGUACGUCUACAAGGGGCAGCUGCAGCCCUCCUGCUCUUGAGCUGCUGCUGCCGGGGCCUGGGCUGCCAUGACAGAGCCUGGGCCACGAUGGCAGAGCCCCGGCUGCCCCGGGAGUCCCUUGGUGCCGCAAUAAAGAGAGGCCGGCACCAGGCGCGUGCCGGGCCCUGGCACAGCCCUUGACUGCCCCCUCCUAAGCCCCCUCAUCCUCUUUACUGCUUAA